GCGAAGGCGGACGGGCAGGUAGCAGGCGCCGGCCAUGGCUCUCCUCCGCUCCGCUCGUCUCGCGCCGCCUUGCUUGGCGUCUCUGCCGGCCCGGGCCAGCUCCUGGUGGGCUCAUGUGGAAAUGGGACCUCCCGAUCCCAUUCUGGGAGUGACGGAAGCCUUCAAACGGGACACCAGCAGUAAGAAGAUGAACCUGGGAGUCGGGGCGUACCGAGAUGACAAUGGGAAGCCGUAUGUCUUGAACUGUGUCCGCAAAGCAGAGGCCCAAGUAGCUGCAAAGAAGUUGGACAAGGAAUAUUUACCCAUUGCGGGGCUGGCAGAGUUCAACAAGGCAUCUGCUGAGCUGGCUUUGGGAGACACGAACGAGGUUAUUCAGAGUGGCCGGUAUGUCACUGUGCAGACAAUUUCUGGAACCGGAUCUUUGAGAGUCGGUGGCAGCUUCUUGCAACGAUUCUUCAAAUAUAGCCGUGACGUCUACCUCCCCAAACCAUCCUGGGGCAAUCACACCCCCAUCUUCAGGGAUGCUGGGAUGCAGCUCCAGAGCUAUCGGUACUAUGAUCCCAAGACCUGUGGCUUUGACUUCACUGGAGCUUUGGAGGACAUUUCUAAAAUUCCGGAGCAAAGCGUCAUUCUCUUCCAUGCCUGUGCUCACAACCCGACUGGUGUGGACCCUCGGCAGGAGCAGUGGAAGGAGCUGGCAGCGGUAGUGAAGAAAAGGAACCUCUUUGCCUUUUUUGACAUGGCAUACCAAGGUUUUGCUAGUGGGGACAUAAACAGAGAUUCCUGGGCUGUCCGUCACUUCAUUGAGCAAGGCGUCAACGUUGUGUUGUCCCAGUCGUAUGCGAAGAACAUGGGACUGUAUGGGGAGCGCGUGGGUGCCUUCACCGUGGUUUGCAAGGAUGCCGAGGAGGCCAAGCGAGUGGAGUCCCAGCUAAAGAUCCUGAUCCGCCCCAUGUACUCCAACCCUCCCCUCAACGGGGCUCGGAUUGCCUCCACUAUUCUCACCAGCCCUGACUUGCGAAAGGAAUGGCUGGCAGAAGUGAAGGGGAUGGCCGACCGGAUCAUUGGCAUGCGUACCCAGCUGGUGGCGAAUCUGAAAAAAGAAGGCUCCUCUCACAACUGGCAGCACAUCACUGACCAGAUAGGCAUGUUCUGCUUCACAGGCCUGAAACCUGAACAAGUGGAGCGGCUAACCAAGGAGUUCUCCAUCUACAUGACCAAGGAUGGACGCAUCUCAGUCGCAGGCGUGACAUCUGGCAAUGUGGCUUAUCUGGCCCACGCCAUCCACCAAGUCUCCAAGUAAACUGGGAGUCAAGUUGGAUCAGACGGCCUUCCCUUCCACCUUCU
Euleptes europaea (tarantolino) is the source of this 1347-nucleotide messenger RNA. It is a transcript of the gene GOT2, whose product is annotated as glutamic-oxaloacetic transaminase 2. The transcript has 10 exons. Gene Ontology annotation, biological process: biosynthetic process; L-aspartate catabolic process. Gene Ontology annotation, molecular function: L-aspartate:2-oxoglutarate transaminase activity; pyridoxal phosphate binding. The record is from RefSeq and is a predicted model, not a curated record. Lineage: Eukaryota; Metazoa; Chordata; Lepidosauria; Squamata; Sphaerodactylidae. Gene Ontology annotation, cellular component: mitochondrion. The coding region runs from base 35 to 1303 and encodes 422 amino acids.